AUGAAGUACAAAGUCAAAAUGGUAGUUCAGAGGAACGGCAAACCCAAAAUUCGGGCUGCCGAGUGUGACAAAAUAUGCCCAGCCGGAAAAAGUGUUUGUUGCUGCCGUGUGAUGGUGGUAAUCUGGAAACUGGACGAAAUAUCCAGAAACAAAAAAGUUAAACCUACUGAUAACCGUAGCUGUGGCUCUAAACCAAAGAAAAUGGGAAAUACCAGGGAACAGGACUGUACAACAUAAGCCAAUCAUGACUUUUUAAUCCCCGCCAGUUCUCAGACAUCCAAGAAAGAAAGCGUCGAGGUGUCUAUCCCACGCUGUUCGAUCAGAGACCAUCAAAAUCGCGUACCUUAGAACUAGAAUCAGUUGAAAGAUUGAAAGAAAAUAAACAAAAAGUAAAUCCUGCUGUUCCAUUUCCGAAAAUGAUCCUUGAUGCGGAUAGUAUCAAGGUACUUGACACAAUAGCUGGAGAAAUUGCGUAUGGUGGCUUAUGGUUCUGA
Messenger RNA from Porites lobata, 494 nucleotides. The record is from the annotation of a GenBank genome assembly. Lineage: Eukaryota; Metazoa; Cnidaria; Anthozoa; Scleractinia; Poritidae.